This is a messenger RNA of Protopolystoma xenopodis, 309 nucleotides long. Lineage: Eukaryota; Metazoa; Platyhelminthes; Monogenea; Polystomatidea; Polystomatidae. The record is from the annotation of a GenBank genome assembly.
AUGGCGAUCCGCCGAUCGGGCGGCCUCGAUCAGAUCGCGCGAGGUCGGAUCAAGGCGCACGAGUCGGCCGCCUCCCGAGCUCGGCUUUGUGUGAUCUGGCUUUGUGGGGAUCAACUGUCACGACUUGACAUGUCCGUCGGUGACGUGGGCACAACUCGACCCAACUGGUCUGUCCACACUCGGCGUCACUCACACACUCGACUUGACCCGAGCCAGUCGAGCGAACCGACGCAGGCUCAGUCUCUGCAGCACACUGUAAAAACACACAUUCACAUUGCUCUAAGAAGGGGUGAGCGGGCAGGCGGGUGA